CAUCUGAGAUGAAUGCCAGGUGUAUUUGUGACUUUGCUUCUCGUUUGACAAGGAAAAAGAUUGUUGGCUCCGAUGUGAUGGCAACAAAUCUGCAUCGUUGCCUCAACACUGCUGACAUCACUUUGCUAUCUAUUGGACACAUGAUCGGCUCUGGAGUCUAUGUCCUUUCAGCAACAGUUGCCAAGAACAUGGCUGGGCCGGCCAUUGUGGUGGCAUUUCUGUUCAGUGGAUUUGCUUCUUUCCUUGCAGCCCUUUGUUAUGCAGAACUCGGCGUGAGGUACCCAAGAUCAGGAUCCGCAUAUUCUUACACAUACUUGGCUUUGGGAGAACUAUGGGCCUUUUUAGUAGGCUGGAAUGUAGCCUUAGAAUAUAUUAUCGGAGCUGCUGCCACCUCUAGAGCAUGUAGUUCUUACAUUGACUCCUUGACCGGUGGCGUAAUUAAAAGCAACAUAAUGAACCUCAUCGGACCAAUACAUGUACCAUUCGUAUCUGAGCACUUAGAUUUCCUCGCCUUUGGUAUCCUCGUGAUUUUCAUAAUUUGGCUAUCGUUCGGAGUCAGGAUGACAUCUCAUUUGAAUAACGUGUUUUCGGCUGUGAAUAUGACUGUUCUUAUGAUUGUUAUAUGUGUAGGAGCAUAUUUUUCCAAGAUGAAGAACUGGGUGAAUCCACAUACAGGUGGCUUCAUGCCAUACGGAUGGUCUGGUGUACUGGCAGCUUCUGCAACUUGUUUCUAUGCGUACGUGGGUUUCGAUUCCAUUGCAUCUGCUGGUGAAGAAGCUAAAGAUCCACAGAAAUCCAUUCCUAGAGCUACUAUGAUAUCAAUGAGCAUUGCUACAGUAACGUACAUUGGUGUUUCCUCUGUUCUUACGCUUAUGGUCAACUACAAAGAUAUUGCAGAGGAUUCUGGAUUACCAGAAGCAUUGGCUUCGCAGGGUGCCUACUGGGCGAAGAUAGUAGUCAUCGUGGGAGCCGUCAGCGGAAUGGCCACUUCCAUAAUCGGAAGCCUUUUUGCCCUGACUCGAGUCAUUUAUGUCAUGGCUGAUGAUGGUCUACUUUUUGUGUUCUGCUCCAAGGUGAAUAAAACAACAAAGAUUCCUUUAGGAUCAAUGUACAUUUUCUCUUUUUUGUCGGCCAUAAUGGCAUUAAUACUUGACAUAAAUACCUUGGUAGAGCUGAUGUCCAUUGGUACCCUUGUUGCCUAUCUAGUUGUUAGUGCCUCCGUUAUUAUUUUAAGAUACAGCCCCCAUAUAACUAAUGAGAUAGGCAGCCAAGAGUUAUCUUCCAUUGGUGGAAAUGGUACUAACAAAGCACCCAUAGAUGAUGCUACUGGCCAAUUUCGGGCCAAUUUUCAAGUAUUGCAAAAAUAUAUAAACCUUCGUGCCGGGAAAUUGGUAACUAUUUGUGUUGCUUUGCUAGUAAUAUUUACAUUUCUGCUUUGUGGAUUCGUAAAAGGAUAUUAUUCAUCCCUUAAAAUAAAACACUGGUGGACAACGUUUAUACUUGUUGUUUUGCUUCUUGGAAUUCUGGGGAGCUUCGUUCUUAUUUUGCUCCACCAACAAACAACAAUUUCUCUACAAUACAAGGUUCCUCUGGUGCCUCUGGUACCUGCUCUGAGCGUUGUGGUGAAUGCUAUUUUGAUAGUGAAUUUGAAUUCAGCGACAUGGCUUCGAUUAAUCGUUUGGGUAAUAAUUGGUAUGUUCAUCUACUUCUCAUAUGGAAUACGCCACAGCAAACUCGAUUCGACAGCCAAGCCUGCAUCUCUAUCACCAGCAACAUAAAGAUCUUUAAAAUGUAAAAUCUUUUCCCAUCAAAGCAAUGUUCAUCAGUAGAGGAAACCGAGAGCCAAGCUGCAGCUUCAUUGCCUGAAGAAUCUUUGGCUGAACGUCAGUGUUUCAUUGAUAUCCUUAUUUGUCAGUUAUGGGAAACAGAGAAUCAUGAAUGAUAUUUUUAUGACUGCAAAACUGAUGAAAAGUCCUAUUUUUUCAUGCAUCAAAAAAUGUACAAGAAUAGGGACAGGAAUAAACGGAGCUGAUCAAACCGGCGCCGAAAAUUUGGAAAAGUUGCUGACACCGUUUUCACCUGUCCAUCGUCUGCCAGCGUGGAACAGCGACGGGAUGUAAAAGCACAAAUAACGUCAGCAGUAUUGUAACAUUUAAUUUCGUUUCGAAAGUAACCCUCAUACCUUGACGGGCUUAUGAAGGCCUUAAUCUUGACAACAGCCAACCCGCACAAAGGUACCGGAACCCAUUUUCAAGUUGACCAUCGCUCGCCAAGACACAAGUGUGUUCUGGCAAAGGUGCCAGAACCUUUAUUUAUAAGUUCUUACUAAAACUGUUAAAUGGCGGUGUGAUCAUUUACCAUUUGCAACAAUGCAGAGCCUUCAAAGCAGAAUUUCAGUGCGCUUUCUCUCAAUUUUUCCGAGAACAUUUCUUAAGAACUACAUCCUCCUAAAUGAAGUCUUUUCACUCUGCGUAAAGCACGGGUAAUGCGGAG
Stegodyphus dumicola is the source of this 2493-nucleotide messenger RNA. RefSeq names its product cationic amino acid transporter 4-like. Gene Ontology annotation, molecular function: amino acid transmembrane transporter activity. Gene Ontology annotation, biological process: amino acid transport; transmembrane transport. Lineage: Eukaryota; Metazoa; Arthropoda; Arachnida; Araneae; Eresidae. Gene Ontology annotation, cellular component: plasma membrane. The record is from RefSeq and is a predicted model, not a curated record.